AGGUAUCCCUACUCAGCGCCCACCUGCGUUCCCUCUAUGCUAAGCUCGAGCUCACUCCCCAGCGCCGCCUCGACCUCCCCGACCGCGUCCUCCACGCCCUCUCUAUGAGCCCACGCAAGAAGUCCAAGCCGAACCCCCAGGCCCCAGCUGCCGACCCCGAGCAAGCUGGAGCUGAACCCGAAUCGCCGCCUGCGCCAGAGCAGCAGCAGGAAGCCCCGGAAUCCAGCGGGAGUCCAGAGAUCACCCCGUCCACAGCGCCGACGAUACAAAGUUCAACUACCGCCAGCAGCACCGCGUCGAACACCACCACCACCAACGCCUCGGGCAGGCAAUCCCAAGGCAAGCCCUCGGGCCGCAAGUGGUAUGGGGCCACGGGGAGCUGGCGGUCAAAGGCUCCUCCCGUAGCCCAGAUUGCGAGGGCGAGUAUUGCCUCUGCUGCGGGGACGACGUCUGAGGUGCCUGCUGAUGCGGACAAGAAGUCACUGCCAAACACGCCUGCGAAGCUGCUCUCCAAGAGGAAGUCGAGCAAAGGGGUGCCGACCGCGUCCAUGACCAAGUUCAACGUCAACUCAACACAUUCAGUAGACAAGACAGGCGGAGUCGACUCGGGCGUCGUGGACACGGGUGGGGUGGAGACGGCAAAGGAGGAUAAGGAACCGCCAAAGGACACGGAGCCGGAUCCCCCAUUACCACCCGAGCCACCCAAGGCCGAUGCGGCGGAGAGGAAGGAGGAACCCGACGCGAAGAGACAGUCGGUCAACAUCACAGAUUGGAGGAGUUGGUGGUCGAGACCAGACGGAUACCCGGCGGAUGGGAAGGCGACAGACAAACUGAAGGCUGGAGACACGAUCGAGGCACAGACAACACCACUUCCGGGAGCCACCCCGUCUGAGGAUGCCGUCAAUCAGAACAAGAUACUGGAGGGCACUGCCAAUGAACAGGCCGCGGACCUGAAGCCUGACGACAAGCCCGAUCUGAACGGGGAUGUGAAGCCAGCCGACGAUAAAGCCGAAGCGACGACGGCUACCGGCACCGACAAAGGCACACAGAGCAGAUCGUGGUUUACAUUUUGGAGCAGUACACAGAAUGCUCAGACCAAUAACCCUCAAGAAGCGGCACCAGCACCGCCGAAGACGACGGCGACUGAAGAGGCACCAUCUGAAGCUACUCCAGACAAGGAUAUUCAGAUGUCGGAGCCUCAAGAUUCUACCCCCGCAGCCAAAGCAACACCACCAAAGUCGGCUGGGUGGGCAUUUUGGUCCCGUGCCGAGCCAAAAGGCCGUGAAGAGGAUACGAAGUCCACACACAAACAAGUCGGAGAAUUGGCCGUCGCAGAUACACCCUCUCAAUCCCGUCCCGAAGCAGCUCAGUUCAACGAGCAGGAAACGCCACAGCAGAAGGAAACUCCAAAGACCCUUCGAGGUCGUCCGAGAGGAAAAGACCUGUCCAAAGACACCAAAACAUCCGCAUCCUCCGCCUCGACUCCCUCCAAGACCACACCCUCUCACAGCCCCUCUAGGGUCUUAGCAGCAGCCGCACCGCAAUCUGCACCAAAGCAAGCCUUGAAAGCAAAACAGGAGCCUCCCAAUUUACUCCUUCCUGCUUUCAGCCAAACUUAUGGGCUUCUCCGCCAGCCCACCUACUGGCAACAAAUCCGCGAAUACUUCCUUGGAAACGAAUCUGCUACACCUCAUCUACAUAUCGCACCCUCACCUCCCCGCAUCAAGCGCGCCAUCGCCAUCGGUGUUCACGGCUACUUCCCUGCUCCCCUCCUCCAAAAGGUUCUCGGUCAACCUACUGGGACCUCGAUCCGCUUCGCCAACGCCGCGGCCGCCGCCAUCGCAGAAUGGACACAGCAGCGCGGAUACGAAUGCGAGAUUGAGAAAGUGGCGUUGGAAGGCGAAGGUUUCAUUGCCGAUCGGGUAACCACGCUCUGGAAUCUCCUACUGAACUGGACUGAGCAGAUACGGAAAGCAGAUUUCAUUCUCGUCGCAUGCCAUUCCCAGGGCGUGCCUGUUGCCAUUAUGCUGGUUGCCAAACUAAUCCAUUUUGGAUGCAUUAACGCGGCAAGAGUCGGGAUCUGUGCCAUGGCUGGUGUGAAUCUAGGUCCGUUUGGCGAAUAUAGAACACGGUAUCUCGGGGGUACAGCAGCCGAGUUGUUCGAGUUUUCGAGGCCGCAGAGCGUGGUUAGUCAGAUGUAUCUUGGUGCACUAGAUGAGGUGCUUAGAGCAGGUGUGCGAAUUGUCUACGUUGGCAGCAUCGAUGACCAACUUGUAUCGCUUGAGUCAUCGACUUUCACUCCUCUCUCACAUCCCUACAUCUACCGUGCCGUUUUCGUCGACGGUCGCAUCCACGCGCCAGACUUCCUAACCCACCUUGUCGGCUUCGCAAUGAAGCUCCGCAAUCUCGGCUUGCCCGACCAGGGUCUCAUCCGUGAGCUAUCGCCCGCACUAGCCGGCUCCCUCUACUCCGGCGAAGGACACUCCCGCAUUUACGAGGAUCCGCGUGUAUAUUCUCUUGCCGUCUCGCACGCUCUAGAGACCACAUCUCUACCCCAUCACCCCUCCUCUUCCCAACGCCCUGCGACGUCGGCCGGGCUGCCCCUAGCCACUCCUUCUACCCCUACUGCCUCGCAAAAGAGCAAGUUUGAGCCCCUCGGACGGCUGGGUAGGGAGAAGGAGGAUCCACUGGCGCUGAAGUUCAAGGACUAUGAGUCCCCAGCGGGGAAAGAACAGAACCCAUACUUUUUACCCUGGGCUAUGCGGGGUUUGUUAGAGGAAGAGUUUGUGAAGCGCGAGUUGGGAGACGAGGUACAGGAGCUACUAGAUAUGUUCGAAGAGUGGAAACCGCAGUCGAAGGCGCUGCGGGACGUGAAAUUCAGGCUCGAGGUGGUACGAAGUAGACUUUAAUAGGAAGAAUAGCGAGGGAUCACGCGUUACGAUUUCGGGCGCGCGGUAGAGGCGUUAGUUCUUUGGGGCGUUUGAGUUUCGGUGUACACUUGAGAUGGGCUCUUGAGAUGGGCUUGGAUUCCGGCUGGGGACGGUGUUGAUGGGUUUGGGCAGGCAGAUAGCACGAUACCGUAGAUACAACUUCACGCUUUUACUACUAAUAUGAAGUCAU
This is a messenger RNA of Mytilinidion resinicola, 3120 nucleotides long. RefSeq lists its product as uncharacterized. The transcript is spliced from 2 exons. The record is from RefSeq and is a predicted model, not a curated record. Lineage: Eukaryota; Fungi; Ascomycota; Dothideomycetes; Mytilinidiales; Mytilinidiaceae. Bases 105 to 2909 code for a protein of 934 amino acids.